UAUGUGUGUGUAUCGCCACCGGCACGACAUCUUGCGUUUUAACCAAACCCUAUAAAUCAUCCACGAAACCGGAAAAAAGAAAUCUCCGGAGAAACCACGACUAUAGUAUUAAAGAAAAGAGAUGGAAGAGGAGGAAGCAGAAAUAUACGACGGAGUUAGAGCACAGUUCCCUCUAACAUUCGGCAAACAAUCAAAAUCUCAAACACCUCUCGAACAAAUCCAUAACACCACUAUCCGAAAAGCACCACCCACCUCCGCCGCCAACGCCGAAACCCAAUCCUCCUCUUCUAAAGCCUGGCCCGAUUCUCUCCGUCCCACACCUAAAUCAUCCUCCAAACCCACCCCUUCACUUGGACCGCCACCACCGCGGCCUACUGGUUCCAAUUCAUUCGUCGCCCAUGUUUCGAUUGGACCUCCUCGACCACAAGCUCGGGGUGUAGACGACGAAGAUGAUGGGGAAGUUAUGGUGGGGCCUCCGAGGCCUCCGCCGGGACUGGCUGCUGCUGCUGCUGAUGAUGAUGAUGAUGAUGAGGAGGAGGAGGAGGAGGAGGAUGGUGUGAUGAUUGGACCACUUCGUCCGCCGGAACCAGCGGAUUCGGAUGAGGAGGAUUUUCUGUAUCGGAUUCCAACGAGUAAUGAGAUUGUACUUGGAGGCCACUCUAAGGUUGUUUCAGCUCUUGCUGUAGAUCAUACCGGGUCUAGAGUUCUGUCUGGUAGUUAUGACUAUACAGUUAGAAUGUACGAUUUUCAAGGGAUGAAUUCGCGUUUACAAUCAUUUAGGCAGCUUGAACCAUCUGAAGGCCAUCAAGUUCGUAAUUUGAGCUGGAGUCCUUCCGCAGACCGGUUUUUAUGCGUCACUGGUUCUGCUCAAGCUAAGAUAUUUGACCGUGAUGGGCUUACACUAGGUGAGUUUGUCAAGGGGGAUAUGUACAUUCGUGACUUGAAGAAUACAAAGGGUCACAUUUCUGGAUUGACUUGCGGGGAGUGGCAUCCUCAAGCCAAGGAGACAAUUCUAACAUCAUCAGAGGACGGUUCACUACGUAUAUGGGAUGUGAAUGAUUUCAAAAGUCAAAAGCAGGUCAUUAAACCAAAGCUUGCUCGGCCUGGAAGAGUUCCAGUUACCACAUGUGCUUGGGAUCGUGAAGGAAAGCGCAUUGCCGGCGGCAUUGGAGAUGGUUCUAUACAGAUAUGGAGCCUUAAGCCUGGAUGGGGAAGCAGGCCAGAUGUUUUUGUUGAGAAGGGUCAUUCAGAUGACAUCACUUGCCUCAAAUUUUCAAGUGAUGGACAAAUUUUACUCUCAAGAAGCUCUGAUUGUUCACUGAAGGUUUGGGAUUUGCGGCAAAUGAAAGAGGCCCUUAAAGUCUUUGAGAAUCUUCCAAAUAACUAUGCUCAAACAAAUAUUGCAUUUAGUCCUGAUGAGCAGCUUUUCUUGACUGGAACAUCUUUUGAAAGGGAGAGCAAAACUGGAGGUGUAUUGUGCUUUUACAACCGGGCAAAACUUGAACUUGUUUCAAGAGUUGGUAUUUCUCUGACUAGCAGUGUUGUGCAGUGUGCUUGGCAUCCAAAGCUAAAUCAGAUCUUUGCAACAGCUGGAGAUAAAAGCCGAGGAGGAACCCACGUACUAUAUGAUCCAACCUUCAGUGAGAGAGGAGCUCUUGUAUGUGUUGCAUCCGCACCUCGGAAAAAAUCUUUGGAUGAUUUUGAGGUGCAGCCCGUCAUUCACAACCCCCAUGCACUACCCUUGUUUAGAGAUCAGCCAAGCCGAAAGCGUCAGCGAGAGAAAACAUUGAAGGAUCCCCUUAAGUCCCACAAACCUGAACUUCCAAUGACAGGACCAGGUUUUGGUGGAAGAGUUGGUGCUAGUAAAGGAAGCUUAUUGACUCAAUAUCUUCUUAAGCAAGGGGGAAUGAUCAAGGAGACAUGGAUGGAGGAAGACCCACGAGAAGCUAUAUUGAAGUAUGCUGAUGCUGCGGAAAAAGAUCCCAAAUACAUUGCUCCAGCAUAUGCGCAAACCCAGCCUGACCCAGUUUUCGCAAAGUCGGAUUCCGAGGAUGAAGAAAAAUGAUGCAGAGUCAGGUCGGUCUGCCUCUACAUCAACCUGAAUUUUAUUUCAGAAGCUGAAACACUGAAGUGAACAUCAAUGAAUAUGCAGAGGUAUCGUAAUUUCUCUCAUGCAAUGCUCAUGGAAGUGAUUCCAUGAAAUCACAACCUGGCUUCUACAAAAUAGGUUUUUCAUGGCUUCUACAAGUUUCUAACAUAAAAAUAGAGACGAAAAUGGUGAGAAUCCGGAAGAGGAUCUGCUUUCUUUGCCCAUGGUUAUGUAUUUUUAGGCUAUUUUUGUAGCUUUUGUAUCGAAUGUUCAAAAUAUUAGGAAUUGGGUGCUUGUGGAGGCAUCUGCAAAAUCUAAGGCAGUCAAAUAUGGUUUCAACUAAGGUGAUUGAACUUGUAGAGUACUCUGAUUCUUGAGCAGUUUAUUCGUGUCUACAAGUGACCAAUCAGUCUUGUAUAUUUGCCAUAAUAGAUAUUUUUGUAGCCUUUGUAUCA
This is a messenger RNA of Populus nigra (black poplar), 2544 nucleotides long. RefSeq lists its product as uncharacterized. The transcript has 9 exons. Gene Ontology annotation, molecular function: protein binding. The coding region runs from base 122 to 2065 and encodes 647 amino acids. The record is from RefSeq and is a predicted model, not a curated record. Lineage: Eukaryota; Viridiplantae; Streptophyta; Magnoliopsida; Malpighiales; Salicaceae. Gene Ontology annotation, cellular component: site of double-strand break; nucleus. Gene Ontology annotation, biological process: regulation of DNA double-strand break processing.